GAGCUCCGCAGUUCGAACGCAGCCCGGAGGUCGGGUCUCGGGCGCGUUCCUGCUGUGCCCCUCCCGAGCCCUGACGGAGGCUGUGACAAGCCCCGCGGGAUCUGACGGUGCCGAGACGUGCUGAGCGAGGAGGCGUGGCGCGGACCGCGCUGGGCUCGGGUUCGGGCUGCCGGGCCUCCUCCCGCCCGGUGGACGGCUCAGACCAUGUCACCCGAAGAAUGGACCUACCUAGUGGUUCUCCUUAUCUCCAUCCCCAUCGGCUUCCUCUUUAAGAAGGCUGGACCUGGGCUGAAGAGAUGGGGGGCAGCAGCAGUGGGCCUGGGGUUCACCUUGUUCACCUGUGGCCCCCACACUUUACACUCCCUGGUCACAGUUCUGGGGACCUGGGCCCUCAUUCAGGCUCAGCCCUGCUGGUGAGCCUGGCCAGUGAAGUCCAGGACCUGCACCUGGCCCAGAGGAAGGAAAUGGCCUCCGGCUUCAGCAAGGAGCCCCCUGUGGGGCUGCUGCCCGAAGUCCCCUCCUUGAUGGAGACGCUCAGCUAUAGCUACUGUUACGUGGGGAUCAUGACAGGCCCCUUCUUCCGCUACCGCACGUACCUGGACUGGCUGGAGCAGCCCUUCCCCGAGGCGGUGCCCAGCCUGCGGCCCCUACUGCGCCGCGCCUGGCCGGCUCCACUCUUCGGCCUGCUCUUCCUGCUCUCCUCCCACCUCUUCCCACUGGAGGCCGUGCGUGAGGAUGCCUUCUACGCCCGCCCGCUGCCCGCCCGCCUCUUCUACAUGAUCCCUGUCUUCUUCGCCUUCCGCAUGCGCUUCUACGUGGCGUGGAUCGCGGCCGAGUGUGGCUGCAUUGCUGCUGGCUUCGGGGCCUAUCCCGUGGCCGCCAAAGCCCGGGCCGGGGGCGGCCCCACCCUCCAAUGCCCACCCCCCAGCAGUCCGGAGGAGGCCACUUCCCUGGAGUAUGACUAUGAGACCAUCCGCAACAUCGACUGCUAUAACACCGACUUCUGCGUGCGGGUGCGGGAUGGCAUGCGGUACUGGAACAUGACGGUGCAAUGGUGGCUGGCUCAGUACAUCUACAAGAGCGCACCUGCUCGCUCUUACGUCCUGAGGAGUGCCUGGACCAUGCUGCUGAGCGCCUACUGGCAUGGCCUGCACCCCGGCUACUACCUGAGCUUCCUGACCAUCCCGCUGUGCCUGGCAGCCGAGGGCUCUCUGGAGUCGGCUGUGCGCCCGCGGCUGGGCCCCAGUGGCCAGCAGGCUUGGGACUGGGUGCACUGGCUCCUGAAGAUGCGAGCCUACGACUACAUGUGCAUGGGCUUUGUGCUGCUGUCCAUGGCCGACACGCUCCGGUACUGGGCCUCUGUCUACUUCUGCAUCCACGUCCUAGCCCUGGCUGGGCUGGGGCUGGGCCUGGCGCUGGGCGGGGGUGGUCCCCGCCGGAGGAAGGUGGCCACGCCGGCCCAGGCCUCCCCGCCAGCCCAGGAGAAGCUUCGGGAAGAGUGAGCUGCAGGAUGUCCACGAACCAGGCCACUGUCUCUUCUCAGCAAGGGGCUUCCCUGGGGUGGGGGGGCAAAGAGCGCCCCCCCAUCUCCUUCAGCUAACUACCCUGCGUGAGGCACAGCUGGGGUGCCCCUUACCAGGGAGGCCCUGCGCCCAGCAGCGGGGUGGGUAUUGCCCACCUUGGCCUCCCAGCUGCUCCACCUGGGGGUAAAUAGAGGGUUACACGUGUGUUGUUUUCCCCCCUCCCCCCCCAGUGCUGAAGAGGGGACUGUGGAGAUGUCUUAAAUCCUUGUUGCACACACACAUACCAAUGGUGACUGGAGCAUCAAGGCCAGGUUCUGGGACGGAGAGAACCUCUUGUGUCUUGAUCCAGCAAGGGGAAACUGGGCUGGGGACAGGAGGCAUGGGGGACGGGGUGCUCCUGCAGGGUCACCUCCAGCCCCCCCCAUUCCUGUGGUCCUGGGCCUGACACAGUUCGGAACUGUAAAUCUUUUCCCAAUAAAGUGUUGCACAGG
Dipodomys ordii (Ord's kangaroo rat) is the source of this 2014-nucleotide messenger RNA. RefSeq names its product membrane bound O-acyltransferase domain containing 7 (gene Mboat7). Gene Ontology annotation, molecular function: lysophospholipid acyltransferase activity. Gene Ontology annotation, biological process: lipid modification; phosphatidylinositol biosynthetic process. The coding region runs from base 297 to 1502 and encodes 401 amino acids. The transcript is spliced from 7 exons. NCBI's taxonomy places the organism in Eukaryota, Metazoa, Chordata, Mammalia, Rodentia, Heteromyidae. Gene Ontology annotation, cellular component: membrane; mitochondria-associated endoplasmic reticulum membrane contact site. The record is from RefSeq and is a predicted model, not a curated record.